Messenger RNA from Pocillopora meandrina, 4767 nucleotides. The record is from the annotation of a GenBank genome assembly. Lineage: Eukaryota; Metazoa; Cnidaria; Anthozoa; Scleractinia; Pocilloporidae.
AUGUUAAGCAUAGCAACCGCAAAUCUUGUCUCAAAGCAUUAUCAGUCGGCUAACGUGGCUAAUUUUAUCGUGCGUUACAUUUCUCUUGUCCUCUGUGUGAUACAGCGCGUAAUCGUUUGUUCUUCAGGUAAGAGUGUUUCUGAUAAAGUAAUUUCGAUUUGUGUUAUUCGCUCUCCCAAAUGUUAGACACUAUUCCUUACAUUUUCCACUAGGCAAUAUACAAAAGUGCGAAUUUAUUGUAAAGAAUAGUUCAGUUACUCAUUCAGAUCUACCAGCCACUGUUAAACGCACCCACCAGCUGCAAAAUUAACGAUAACUUGAAAUAUAAGACAGGAAAGCCAAAGUCCAGCUAGGUAAUGAAUGAAAAAUCUUGGAUUACAUAGAAUGUAGAGGUUAAUGCUCAUGAACAAUUUGUUUAUAGUAUUUCUCUGAUUCGUACGCACAUACUGCACGGACCAUGUACUAUCUUCCUGUGAGAGUAAGGUUUUUUCUUAUUUUAAUACUCGGACACAUGAUAGCUGAUAACACAACCCAGGAUUUUGCGUUUUUUUUAAUUAUUCCUAUCAUCACCAUUAUCUCAAUAAUGGUUAUUAUCAAAGCCAUAGCAAAAUUCUCGAAAGCGAUUGGUUAGCACCAGCCCGAUUUGGGUACUAAUCAAAACAACAUUCUUGAACGUGAUUGGUUAUCACCAGCCUGACUUGAGCACCAACAUAAUAGGAAAGUGUACGCGCAUGCAUGUGUAAGUGGACAGAACGCAUCAUGUGCGCGCGCUGUUGUCUCGCAUUUCGCCGAGUUAACUGUUUUUUUUUUAUGAAAAUGUAUAACCGAUUUCUAGUUCCUUUCUCAAAAAAAAUUUCAUAGUUUCAAUUAAUUAAUAACAGGACUUCGUGUCGUCCAAUUCGAUCCGUAAUCACACUCGUAAUUAACAAAUCGCACUCCUGCUUCGCGAUCGUCCAAUUUUCUUAAUCACUCGUAUGUUUGCAUACCGAGCUGGACUGCACUAGGUCUCAUUACUAUUAUUAAUAGGACAGUGAACGCAUCAUGCUUGUAAUCGGACAGUGUAAUAACACGUCAUGCCUGUAUAAAUGGACUGUAGGCGUCAUGUGCACGCGUUGCUGUCCUUUUUUUUUGAUACGUUGCGUAUAGCAGAUGUCUGGUUUCUUUCUUGAAUUUUUUCGAAGUUUUGAUUUAUUCGUAACAGGACUUCGUGUCGUCCAAUUCUGCAAGUUAUCAUACUCGUGAUUAAAAAAUUGGACUCCCGCUUCGCCGUCGUCCGAUUUUGUCUAUCACUCGCAUGUUUACAGACUGAACUGGACUCCACUCAGUCCUAUUACCAUUAUUAGUCAUUACUCUUUUUACUAUAACUAUUAAUAUCUUGCUAUAAUUAUUACUAUCGUCAUGAUUAUAAUCAUCAUUAUCAUUAUUAUGUCAAUAUUUUAAGUUCAGAGAGUUUUGACUUACCACAGGAAAACUGUUUUUAAUUUACAUUCAUAACUGUAUUAGAGAUCCUUAAAAUGUGGGUGAGGACUAGUUCACAGAUUUUUAUCAUAUAAAGUGAAAGGUGACGCCAGUUACUGGGCGUAAAAGUUUCUUUUUUCGUGGGAAAUAAAAUAUCAAAACAUCAAUAGAUAAAUAAAGAAGCUAAAACUUUUAAUGAUUUUUGGCGGAGGGUGAAGAAAUAUGCUUUCACUGAUAAUAACUGUUUUUCUUGAGGAGAAUGUCGUCAGUUGGAGUUCAAGGCGGAGCUAGCUUUACCAAGAAAACGUCUUACGAAUCACAUGAUCAGAGUAUAUGUCGACAAGACAAUAGACCAUUAUGAAGUACUUUGCUAUUUGGAACCCAAUUGUGUGAGUUAUAAUUUUAAGAUAUGGAAUGAAAAUGAGGGAAGCAGUUGCGAACUGAAUAAUUCAACUCAUGAAGGACAGAAAGAGGACCUUGUUGAAAAUGCUAGUUAUGUCUACCAUGGAGCACGGGUAAGCGAAGUUGUUUGAUUUUCCAACCAGAAAUGGCUUUAUUAGUAGAGUAACUAUUUCAAAAAAAAGAAAAAAAAACUAUUCAAUUCAGGGAACUCUGACUCGUCACACGUGCACAAAUGAUACUUUAGAAAAUGAUAUAAGAAUAAAUCAUUCAAAAUGCCAGGCGAUAAUUAUAAUUUCGAAAAAUCAAUUUCGCUGCGAAAAACCCAUCAUUCCAGACAGCGACACGCUAGAGAUGUUUGGAGCUACUGUUAACGAUAUCUUAAAAUUCGAUAAAGAAGUUUAUAACACAGGAAAGUUCCUCAAUAGGCCACAGUUUUAGAGUGUAUGUGAAAUACGCUUUCUUAUGAUUAAAGAAAUAAAUGUCAUUUAUUGUUCCACAGUUAAAACGCUUAAGGGUAGGGAUCGGCUGAGAAAUUGGAAAGAGUAAACGGAGUGUUAUUUAGCGAUUUUUCAUAUGAAGAACUUCUUAGUGAUUUAGGUAGCACAUCGGUAGGUUUGAACUUAGGCCCUGGUGUUACCAAGGGUCCAGGUUUUAAGUAAGCGUCAUCUAGUUUUUUUAAGACCUUCAUAAAUGCUUUAAAAAAUUGAAUCAGUCCUUCAGACUGUUUAGUAUCUCUGAAUUGCCCUUUUCUUUCAAAGUUUUUAUUUACAGAUGACUCUAUUUGUAAUUGUAAAUAGGUUUAUUUCUAUCGUAAAUAGUUUUAAUAGUAUUGUAAAUAGUUUUAUUUCUAUUGUUUCCACAUUAAUAAUUAUCGCUUAAUCAAGAUUUUAUUUGUUAUUUUGCUGUUGUUUUCUUCAAAUUUCAUAUUCUGAUUUUCUCCACCUCGCUAAAUGAUAGACCAUUACUUGCUUGAUUUUUUUAUUUUUUCAAUUUAGAGCGCAUGUACAAGUAACCCUUGCAAGAACAACGCAACCUGUCAAACCGGUUUUACAGAAAGAGGUUACCGAUGUUUGUGCGUCAUUGGUUUUACUGGUCAUGAGUGUGGAGUCGGUAAGUACUACCUAAAAAAAAAUCAUGUUAGCGAGAAUGAACGUACUUAACCAACGCUUUUUAAAGGCAGUUUGGUUUUCUAAGCCAAACAAACUAAAUUUAUUGGCCUUAAUUCUCCCCGCCAACAACACAACGAUAACACUGUCUGUUUUUGGCCAUGAGAGAAGUUCAUUUCCUAGAAUGAUAAAAGUGGAUUGAACAGUGUCAAAAAGGGAAGCGAAUCAUGGGAAUCAUGAAUACACUAAGGUAUGUCACGUGGUGUGUGACAAUUAAUCCCUUUGCGCAAUAGCGCCCAAUGAGGAAAAAUUGUAAUUUUCAAACAUGAAUAAAUAGGUGAAAAGAUAGACAAUCGCAAGGAAAGAACCUUUAGAGGAAAAAGUAAGACAACUUUGAUGUGUUUUCCAGAUGUCGACGAGUGUGCUUUAGGAACAGACAAAUGUAGUGUCAAUGCUUUGAUAUUCUGGGGAUGGUACCGAUUGUGAUGGUAAGUAGAUUUUGCGACUGUAUUGUGUUGUGCCAAAAUCAACAGAAAGAAAACAAAAGAAAAAACUCCUUCUUCAAGAUGUGAAGGAUGUACUUAAGAAACAAGCGAAUUUCGAAUGCAAAUCUCAUUCUUCUGUUUAAAUCUCACCUUUAACUUAAUUUCGCUUUUUUUUUUUGCUUUGUCUUGUUUUUUCUAGAAAUGUCCUGCCAAGACCUUUACCAGACGACCUCGUGAGUUGCACUGUUACUGUUAUUUAGGACAGCAUUUAUUUUACAUAGAAAAUGAACGCACCAUUAAAAUAAUGAUAAUAAUACAUUGAGAUAAAGCUCAAUUUAAGUAUUCUGUUCAAUUUAAAAUCCUCAGAGUCAGUACAAGCCCUCACUGUAGUCUUGGAGCAUGCGGACAAGGUGCUUGGAUGCUUGUGAUGAAGAUUGACGGCAAAAAGGUAAUCAAAAAUAAUGACGGUGAUUUCCUCACAGCUCCACAGUAAUGCAAAUGACUUGCUGUGAGUUUGCUUCUCAGUUACAAUCAAUCUUUCAUUGGUUGGUCCAAGUGUGAUUAGUGUCUGAGGAACAAUAAUAAUCGAAUUACUUUUAAAACAGAAGGCGCCUUUUUUAACGAUUUUUUAGAAUGUGUUGUGUCCAAUAUUUUGUCCGGCUUUACGACACACAUACAUGCUCGCGGGUAAAACGAACGGCCACUACUUCAUAACUUUUGCUAUGAAAAAUUAUUUCACCAGAUUACUUUAAAAAUAGAUCUCGUGUGUAUUAUCAUUUCGAUUCAUAUGCACACAGGAAACCUUCCGUUAUGACUCUAAGUAUUGGACCAAUCAACUGGAAUACAAUCCUGUUGGAGGGCAGACUGGGUUCGACUCACAAGAAACCAAGCUAAUGACCUACUGGAACACAUCCUUCACAAAGAUCUGCCUCGGUAUGAAAGUCGACCAACAAAUCAGUUUCAUUGCCGUAGAACAGGAGGCAAGCUCCCUAUUUUCACUGAUCGCUGACGGGCAACACCGCGCCACUUCACUGGGUCGUAAAACGUGGAAGACUCUAAUUGGUUCAGAGGCGUCCUUGCAGUUAGUAUGCAACAUGGAGGGGUUCAAUGUGGUCAGUUCGGAUGGUUUUAGUUCCAAGGCAAGAAUCGGCAUCAUAAGUAAUGAACAAAAUGACUGUAGUACGUGCGACUCGAGAAUUGGAUUUGGCAUAUAUGGAUCUAGUCUCAGUUCCAACAGAUGUGGAAAUGUAGCUCAGCAUUCACCAGAUAAUGGCGAAAAAAACAUAGCAGUCAUGGGAUACAUUUUUGUCCGUUAA